Messenger RNA from Hippocampus comes (tiger tail seahorse), 9436 nucleotides. RefSeq names its product spectrin, beta, non-erythrocytic 1 (gene sptbn1). The record is from RefSeq and is a predicted model, not a curated record. The coding region runs from base 376 to 7539 and encodes 2387 amino acids. Gene Ontology annotation, cellular component: spectrin. Gene Ontology annotation, molecular function: phospholipid binding; actin binding; structural constituent of cytoskeleton. Lineage: Eukaryota; Metazoa; Chordata; Actinopteri; Syngnathiformes; Syngnathidae. The transcript is spliced from 43 exons.
AGUCUGGAGCUUUUCAGUGAGCGAGCGAGCGCCUUGCUGGAGGACAAACGCCUUCCUCCCCUCCUUCCUUCCUUUCUUUGCUUCUUUCUUGAGGCUCCCUCCAUCUUUUCCUCCCUCCUUCUGUGGCUCUCCUUGCGUUCGUCGCCAUUCUUCCUUGCAGCGGGCGAGUUGAAUGAAGGCUGUCGCUGCCGUGCGCACACAUGGAUGCUCACACAUGGACCGAAGCUCGUGAAGCGUUCGGCUUGAUCUGGAACUCGAUCGACUCAGCGUGAAGAUUUGUUUUAUUUUCCCCCCCCUCCUCUCUCAAUUAAUUCCUUUUUGUUUUGAAUUCUCGUGGAUGCUUGCCUAGAACCGGCGUAAAAGUUUGUUUUGAGCAUGGAGCUCCAGAGCGCCAGCAGUACCUUCUCGGCUCCCCUGUCCCCCACGUUGGACUACGCCGGGCCCCUUCCCCCUUCUUCUCCUUCGGGGGUCCCCGGCCCUUCCCACGGCCGCAGCCGGAGCCCCAUGCGGGCGUCUAGCCCGGGGCCCGGCGGGGGCGGCGGCUUCUCGGGCCAGGCGGCCUUCAACUACAACCAGCUGGAAGGUCGCUUCAAACAGCUGCAAGACGAGCGCGAGGCGGUGCAGAAGAAGACGUUCACCAAAUGGGUCAACUCUCACCUCUCCCGGGUUUCCUGCCGCAUCACCGACCUCUAUGUGGACCUUCGGGACGGACGCAUGCUCAUCAAGCUGCUCGAGGUCCUCAGCGGCGAGAGACUGCCCAAGCCCACCAAAGGCCGCAUGAGGAUCCACUGCCUGGAGAACGUGGACAAGGCCCUGCAGUUCCUCAAGGAGCAGCGCGUCCACCUGGAGAAUAUGGGCUCGCACGACAUUGUGGACGGCAACCACCGCCUCACGCUAGGCCUCAUCUGGACCAUCAUCUUGCGCUUCCAGAUCCAAGACAUCAGCGUGGAGACGGAGGACAACAAAGAGAAGAAGUCGGCCAAAGAUGCUCUGCUGCUCUGGUGUCAAAUGAAGACGGCCGGAUAUCCAAACGUGAACAUCCACAACUUCUCCACCAGCUGGAGGGACGGGAUGGCCUUCAAUGCCAUCAUCCACAAACACAGACCGGACCUGAUCGACUUUGACAAGCUGAAGAAGUCCAACGCGCACUACAAUCUGCAGAACGCCUUCAACCUGGCCGAGCAGCACCUGGGCCUCACCAAGCUGCUCGACCCCGAAGACAUCAGCGUGGACCACCCGGAUGAGAAGUCCAUCAUCACCUACGUGGUCACCUACUACCACUACUUCUCCAAGAUGAAGGCCCUCAAGGUGGAGGGCAAGCGCAUCGGCAAGGUUCUGGACAACGCCAUCGAGACGGAAAAGAUGGUGGACAAGUACGAGUGUUUGGCCUCGGAGCUCCUGGAGUGGAUCGAGCAGACCAUCAUCAUCCUCAACAACAGAAAGUUUGCCAACUCGCUGGUGGGCGUCCAGCAGCAGCUGCAGGCCUUCAACACCUACAGGACGGUGGAGAAGCCCCCAAAGUUCACGGAGAAGGGCAACCUGGAGGUUCUGCUGUUCACCAUCCAGAGCAAGAUGAGGGCCAACAACCAGAAGGUGUACACGCCUCGCGAGGGAAAACUCAUCUCGGACAUCAACAAGGCGUGGGAGCGUCUGGAGAAGGCGGAGCACGAGCGCGAGUUGGCGCUGAGGACGGAGCUGAUUCGACAGGAGAAACUGGAGCAGUUGGCUCGCCGCUUCGACCGCAAGGCGGCCAUGCGGGAGACCUGGCUGAGCGAAAACCAGCGGCUGGUCUCGCAGGACAACUUCGGCUUCGACCUCCAGGCGGUGGAGGCGGCCACCAAGAAGCACGAGGCCAUCGAGACGGACAUCGCCGCUUACGAGGAGCGCGUUCAGGCGGUGGUGUCGGUGGCCAAGGAGCUGGAGGCGGAGAGCUACCACGACAUCAAGCGCAUCGCGGCCAGGAAGGACAACGUGAUCCGCCUGUGGGAGUACCUGCUGGAACUCCUCAAGGCGCGCAGGCUGAGGCUGGAGCAAACGCUGGGCAUGCAGAGGGUCUUCCAGGAGAUGCUCUACAUCAUGGACUGGAUGGACGAGAUGAAGAUGCUGCUGCUGUCUCAGGAUUACGGCAAACACCUCCUGGGUGUGGAGGACCUGCUGCAGAAGCACGCCUUGGUGGAGGCAGACAUCGGCAUCCAGGCCGACCGGGUCCGCAACGUCAACGCCAACGCGCAGAAGUUUGCCAACGACUCCGACGGGUACAAACCCUGCGACCCUCAGGUCAUCAGGGAACGCGUGGCCCACAUGGAAUUCUGCUACCAGGAACUCAGCCAGCUGGCGGCCGAGCGGCGAGCACGCCUGGAAGAGUCGCGCCGCCUCUGGAAGUUCUUCUGGGAAAUGGCCGAAGAGGAGGGCUGGAUCCGUGAGAAGGAGCAGAUCCUCUCCUCGGAGGACUGCGGCAAGGACCUGACGGGCGCCCUGCGGCUGCUGAGUCAGCACAAGGCCUUUGAGGACGAAAUGAGCGGACGCGCCGCCCACCUGCAGCAGACCAUCAAGCAGGGAGAGCAGCUGGUGGCCGACAAGCACUUUGGGGCCGACAAGAUCCGGGAACGCAUCCAGGACAUCCAGGAUCAGUGGGCGGCGUUGGAGCGGCUCUCGGCUGUCCGCAAAUCUCGCCUGCAGGAAGCGUGCAACCAGCACCAGUUCCAAGCGGACGCGGACGACAUGGACACGUGGAUGUUGGACGCCCUGCGCAUCGUGUCCAGCGUGGACGUGGGCCACGACGAGUUCUCCACGCAGGCGCUGGUGAAGAAGCACAAGGACGUGGCCGAGGAGAUCGCCAGCUACAGGCCCGUCAUCGACGCCCUGCACGAGCAGUCGCACACGCUGCCGCCCGAGAAGGCCGACUCCCAGGAGGUGCAGAGCCGUCUGGCGGGCAUCGAGGAGCGCUACAAGGAGGUGGUGGAGCUGGCGCGUCUCCGCAAGCAGGCGCUGCAGGACGCGCUGGCCUUGUACAAGAUGCUGAGCGAGGCCAACGCCUGCGAGCUGUGGAUCGACGAGAAGGAGCAGUGGCUCAACAGCAUGGACAUCCCCGACAAGCUGGAGGACCUUGAGGUGGUCCAGCACCGGUUUGAGAGUUUGGAGCCUGAGAUGAAUAAUCAGGCAUCACGGGUCGCCGUCGUCAACCAGGUCGCCAGGCAACUCAUCCACAGCGGCCAUCCCGGCGAAAAGGAAAUCAAGUCCCAGCAGGACAAACUCAACACCAGGUGGAGUCAGUUCCGCGACUUGGUGGAUCAGAAGAAGGAAAGUCUGAGCUCCGCCUUGGGAGUGCAGAACUACCAUCUGGAGUGUAACGAGACCAAGUCCUGGAUCAGGGAGAAGACCAAGGUGAUCGAGUCCACCCAGGAGCUGGGCAACGACCUGGCCGGCGUCAUGGCGCUGCAGAGGAAGCUGACGGGCAUGGAGCGAGACCUGGCCGCCAUCGAGGACAAGCUCGGCGACUUGGCCAAGGAGGCCGAGCGCUUAUCCUCGGAACACCCGGAACAAUCCGAGGCCAUCAAAGGACGCCUGGACGAGAUCACCGGCGUGUGGGAGGAGAUGAAGGGCACCAUGAAGAACCGCGAAGAGUCGCUGGGCGAGGCCAGCAAGCUGCAGCAGUUCCUGCGCGAGCUGGACGACUUCCAGUCGUGGCUGUCGCGCACGCAGACGGCCAUCGCGUCCGAGGACAUGCCCAACACGCUGGCCGAGGCUGAGAAGCUGCUGGGCCAGCACGAGGCCAUCAAGAACGAGAUCCGCAACUACGAGGAGGACUACCAGAAGAUGCGCGACAUGGGCGAGAUGGUGACGCGCGGCCAGACGGACGCGCAGUACAUGUUCCUGCGCCAGCGGCUGCAGGCGCUCGACACGGGCUGGAACGAGCUGCACAAGAUGUGGGAGAACAGGCGCAACCUCCUCUCGCAGUCGCACUCCUACCAGCUCUUCCUCAGAGACACCAAGCAGGCCGAGGCCUUCCUCAGAACCCAGGAGUACGUGCUGGCCCACACGGAGAUGCCGACCACGCUGGAGGGCGCCGAGGCGGCCAUCAAGAAGCAGGAGGACUUCAUGACCACCAUGGACGCCAACGAGGAGAAGAUCAGCGGCGUGGUGGACACGGGACGGCGGCUGGUCGCCGACGGCAACAUCAACACCGAGCGCAUCCAGGACAAGGUGGACUCCAUACACCAAAGGCACAAGAAGAACCGAGCGGCAGCCAGCGAACUCCUCAUGAGACUGAAGGACAACCGAGACCUGCAGAAGUUCCUACAGGACUGCCAGGAGCUGAGCUUGUGGAUCAACGAGAAGAUGCUGACGGCUCAGGACAUGACGUACGACGAGGCGCGCAACCUGCACAGCAAGUGGCUCAAGCACCAGGCCUUCAUGGCCGAGCUGCAGUCCAACAAGGAAUGGCUGGACAAGAUCCAGAAGGACGGCGAGGCGCUGAUGGCGGAGAAGCCCGAGACGGAGGCCAUGGUGCGCGAGAAGCUGGCGUCGCUGAAGAAGAUGUGGGAGGAGCUGGAGUCCAGCACGCAGACCAAAGCCAAGUGUCUGUUUGACGCCAACAAGGCCGAGCUGUUUACGCAGAGCUGCGCCGACCUGGACAAGUGGCUGGCCGGCCUGGACGCGCAGCUGCAGUCGGACGACUACGGCAAAGACCUCACCUCCGUCAACAUCAUGCUCAAGAAGCAACAGAUGCUGGAGAGCCAAGUGGAGGUGAGGCAGAAGGAGGUGGACGAGCUGCAGAGUCAGUCGCAGGCGCUGAGUCAGGAGGGCAAAGGCUCGGAUGAGGUGGACGGCCAGCGCAGGAGCGUGGAGAGCAAGUUUGGCGCUCUGCGGGCGCCGCUCCAAAGUCGCCGCGACAACCUGAUGGCCUCCCGCGAGAUCCACCAGUUCAACCGAGACGUCGAGGACGAGAUUCUGUGGGUGGAGGAGAGGAUGCCCUUGGCCACGUCCACGGACCACGGCCACAACCUCCAAACAGUGCAGCUCCUUAUCAAAAAGAACCAGACGCUCCAGAAGGAGAUCCAGGGCCACCAGCCGCGCUAUGACGACAUCUUUGAGCGCAGCCAGCACAUCCUGCGGCAGGAGCGUCCCACGGGCGAGCUGAUCCGCCAGCGUCUGGCGGAGCUGCGCUCGCUGUGGGAGCAGAUCCGCAAGGAGACGGAGAAGCGCCACGCCCGCCUGAGCGAGGCGCACGAGGCGCAGCAGUACUACUUUGACGCCGCCGAGGCCGAAGCCUGGAUGAGCGAGCAGGAACUCUACAUGAUGUCCGAGGAGAAGGCCAAGGACGAGCAGAGUUCGGUGGCCAUGUUGAAGAAGCAUCAGAUCCUGGAGCAGGCGGUGGAGGAUUACGCAGACACCGUCCACCAGCUGUCCGCCACGAGCCGAGGCCUGGUGGCCGCCGAACACCCCGACAGCGAGCGCAUCGGCAUGCGUCAGUCGCAGGUGGACAAGCUGUACGCCGGACUGAAGGAUCUGUCGGAGGAGCGGCGGGGCAAGCUGGACGAGCGCUUCCGCCUCUUCCAGCUCAACCGGGAAGUGGACGACUUGGAGCAGUGGAUCGCCGAGAGGGAAGUGGUGGCCGGCUCGCACGAGCUCGGGCAGGACUACGAGCACGUCACUAUGCUGCAGGAGCGCUUCCGAGAGUUCGCCCGCGACACGGGCAACAUCGGGCAGGAGCGCGUGGACGGCGUCAACCGUCUGGCGGACGAGCUGAUCAACGCGGGCCACGGGGACGCGGCCACAGUGGCCGAGUGGAAGGACGGCCUGAACGAGGCCUGGGCCGACCUGCUGGAGCUGAUCGACACGCGCACGCAGAUCCUGGCCGCCUCCUUCGAGCUGCACAAGUUCUACCACGACGCCAAGGAGAUCCUGGCGCGAGUGCUGGACAAACACAAGAAGUUGCCCGAGGAGCUGGGCCGCGACCAGAACACGGUGGAGACGCUGCAGAGGAUGCACACCGCCUUCGAGCACGACAUCCAAGCGCUCGGCACGCAGGUGCGUCAGCUUCAAGAGGAUGCCGUCCGUCUGCAGUCGGCGUACGCGGGCGACAAAGCGGACGACAUCCAAAAGCGGGAAGGAGAGGUUCUGGAGGCGUGGAAGAGCCUUCUGGAGGCGGCCGAGGGCCGACGAGGGAAGCUGGCCGACACGGGAGACAAGUUCCGCUUCUUCAGUCUGGUGCGAGACCUCAUGCUGUGGAUGGACGACGUCAUCCGACUCAUCGACGCGCAGGAGAAUCCCCGCGACGUGUCGUCAGUGGAGCUGCUGAUGAACAACCACCAGGGCAUCAAGGCCGAGAUCGACGCGCGCAACGACAGCUUCACCGCCUGCAUCGAGCUGGGAAAGUCUCUCCUGGCCAGGAAGCACUACGCCUCCGACGAGAUCAAAGAAAAGUUGCUGCAGUUGACGGACAAGCGGAAAGAGAUGAUUGACAAGUGGGAAGACCGGUGGGAGUGGCUCCGACUGGUGCUGGAGGUGCACCAGUUCUCGCGGGACGCGGGCGUGGCCGAGGCCUGGCUCCUGGGCCAGGAGUCGUACUUGUCCAGCCGCGAGAUGGGACAAAGCGUGGACGACGUGGAGAAACUCAUCAAGAGGCACGAGGCCUUCGAGAAGUCGGCCGCCACCUGGGAGGAGCGCUUUGCCGCCCUGGAAAGAUUGACCACGAUGGAGUUGCUGGAAGUGAGAAGAAGGCAAGAGGAGGAAGAGAGGAAGAACCAGCCGGCAGCCGCGGAAGCGACGGCCGCCGCGCAACCAAGGGAAGGCGAGGUGGCGAAUCAGAACGGGCCGAGCAGCGAGCCGGACUCCGCCAGGGAUGACGCUUGCGCCGGCGGCGAGGCGGUCAACGGCGUGUCGGAGCCAAGCCCAGCGGGGUCCCCGGGGGGCGCCCGCAAAGCCAAAGCCGGCCAGCAGGCGGCCACGCUGCCCGCCAGGAGCCAGCAGGAGGCGCCCUCGGCCACUUCGCAGAUGGAGGGCUUCCUGCACCGCAAGCACGAGUGGGAGGGCCACAACAAGAAGGCGUCCAGCAGGUCGUGGCACCACGUCUUCUGCGUGCUCAACCAUCAGGAGCUGGGCUUCUACAAGGACCACAAGAGCGCCACGCAGGGCAUCCCGUACCACGGCGAGAUCCCCGUCGCGCUACAAGACGCCACCUGCGAAGUGGCGCUCGGAUACAAGAAGAAGAAACACGUCUUCAAACUCAAAGUCACUGACGGCAACGAGUAUCUCUUUCAAGCCAAAGAUGACGAGGAGAUGAACUCAUGGAUCUCCACCAUCUCGGUGGCCAUUUUGGGCGAGAAGGGCGAGGUGACGCCGAGUAGCCACAGCACGCCGGCGCCCGCUGCCACCGCCGCCCGCGCCCACACCAUGCCGACCUCAACUGGUCGCUCGGUCACCGUGCCUACUUCGGCUUCGGCCGAGGUGGCGGCGGCGGCGGCGGCCGAGUCCAGUCCAGGCAAACGCGACAAAGACAAGGAGAAACGCUUCAGUCUCUUCAGCAAGAAGAAAUAAAUUCUAGCGACUAACUCCUCUUUCCCCCUCCUCCUUCCUCUUCUUCCUCUUCCUGCUCCCGUUGGUCCCUCUGGUGCUGAUUGGCUCGUCCCCGGUCGCCUGGGGGCUGUUACCAUGUCAACCCAACCCUCUCGAUUUUACGCCGCUCGUACUCGUAAAACAUCAACUAUGAAGAAGAAAUCUAAACAAUAACCAAUUUAGUCUCGUGUAACGUUUCCACGUUUAGCCGUCCGGAUGCUCCUGCUGGGUUUCCUCCUCCUCCUCCUCCUCCCGGUCUUUGUCUUCUUCCCAUGCGAGCCACUCCAAGUGCGUCCCUUUGGAGCCGAAAGUGUCCACUCUGUGCCUAACAACAAUCCACCCUGGCUCAGAGCUGUAGUCCUGCUUAAAACUAGUUUGGGGGGUUUUAGUUCAGGUUUCAUUCUGGUCCAUCAUGGGUUCAGUUCUGCUUGAGCCCUGUCUUACAACCAGAGCAAUCCUGUCCUGUUCAGUUCAGUAUUGUCUUAACCCACAUUUAAUCCCAAUUUGUCACACUUCUGGCUCGAGAUAGAUUGGAUAGUUUGUUUUUUUUGUUUUUUUACCAGGUUCCAUCUAGGUUUGCUCCUGGUUUAGUCUGGAUUUAAUCCUUAUUUACACCAGGUUUGGUCCAGGUCUGGUUUAGUCCAGAUUUAAGCUUUGGUCAAAUCAUAUUUGAUCCAGGUUUGGUCCAAUCCAGGUUUAAACCUUGUUUUGUCCACAUUGAAUCCAGAUUUGGUUCUUGUUUCUUCCAGGUUUGGGCCUGAUUGAGUCCAGUUGUGACUUGACGUGAGCUUGUUGAAGGUUUUUGAGUGGUCCCGUUCUGUUGCGAUUUCAUGGCGAUCCUGUUUGGCCGCUGUUGGUCUUGCUUGGCUUGUGAAGCGUAUGUACAAGUUGUGUAUAAAAAAAAAAAGUCAGAAUAGUCAAAGUAAUAGUUAUCCGCCCUAUUCUCAAUUCUGCUUAAUCUUCAUACUGGAUUGAGACCUUGUUCGGUCCAGUCCUGGUUUAGUUCUGGUUUAAACCUUCUUUUGUCACAAUUGAACCCAGGUUUGAUCCAAUUCUGGUUUGAUCCCGGUUUAGUCCUGCUUCAAUCCAGGUUUGCUCCUUGUUGAGUCCAGGUCUGGUUUUGUCCAGAUGGAAUCCUUGUUGAGACCGGGUUUCGUCCCGGGUUCAAUCUUAAUUCCUGAUUAUGUACAAGUUGUGUAUAAGAAAAACUAAUCUUGCGUAUUCUCGCCUCUGCUAAUCUCCUUGGUGGACUAAAACUUUGUCAAUGAAGGAAGACUACAACUGACCAGAAUGUUGACCUUCCUGACGAGUGCUGGCCUAUCAAAACUUCGUCGUCGUCUUCUCAUCACAUUUAGAAGCACUAAAGUCGCUUGGCGCUGUUUGAUGGUCGCUUGCUUCUUCUUUGGCUUUUCUUUCUGUCCUUUUUUUUUCUCCUCUCUCCUCCAAUGAACUGCUGACCAGAACAAGUUCCUACUCAGCCUGGUAACAAAGCAGCCAGUUAGAGGCAGCCUGGCUUUUGGGUGCGCUUCUUUUGCACACCUGACUGACAAUUUUCUCUCUCUCUCUCUCUCUCUCUCUCUCUCUCUCUCUCCAGCGUGUCGUCUGUAUGCACGCCGUGGUCACCGUAACCGUAGUAACCGGCACCGAUAUGUCCUUAGUUCAUUGCGCACGAUCAAUAAAUGCCACAAAGGAGGUUUGUGUGGUGAGUUGAGGGGUUAUGAGGGGUCACUGCUAGUUGAAUGUGCACCUGUAGACACCCCCCUUUCCUCCCCCUCUCCUCCCACUCCUCUUUUGGUCUCUCUCUUUCUCUCUCUCUCUCUCUCUCGCUCUCUGUUCCAUAACUGCAAAAAGCCAUUAAAAUGCUUUUAAAACCUUAAAA